AUGGAGCGGAAGGAGCCUCUGGAUUUCUCUUCUUACUUUUGUUUUGAAGCCUCCGGUGAUUCUGAAGAAGCUGAUUGUGAUGAUCCCAUCUUUGCUUGUGAAAUGACCCGAGCAUAUGGUGGUGCUGGUCAUCAUUGUGAUGAUAAUGAUGACGCUCUAUCUUGCAACUACGAUGGAUCUGGUGCUUGUGAUGCUGCUGAAUUCGAUGAGUCUUGUGAGGAUGAACCAGGUGAUGAGAUUUCGAAGAAAGAGGUGGAUGAGGAUGAGAAAAGUGGGGUUUAUGGAAUGUCAUAUUGUGAAGAUGACGAGAUGGAAGAAGAACACAUGAAGUCCUAUGUGUCUUUUGAUUCGAGCCAGGAGUUUGUGGAUGAGAUGGAAAAGAACAGGCUGUUCUGGGAAGCUUGCUUGGCAUCUUGA
Sphenostylis stenocarpa is the source of this 417-nucleotide messenger RNA. The record is from the annotation of a GenBank genome assembly. NCBI's taxonomy places the organism in Eukaryota, Viridiplantae, Streptophyta, Magnoliopsida, Fabales, Fabaceae.